Messenger RNA from Cinara cedri, 4758 nucleotides. NCBI's taxonomy places the organism in Eukaryota, Metazoa, Arthropoda, Insecta, Hemiptera, Aphididae. The record is from the annotation of a GenBank genome assembly.
GGCAAACGUAUAUAGGUUUUCGUUAAGCUGGACGAGAUUGUAUCCAAAAGGAAACGCUAGAGAAUUUAAUCCAGCCGGUAUCAACUAUUACAAUAAAUUAAUCGACACACUAAUAUUGAAUGGUAUUCAACCUUAUGUGAGUAUUUAAUAAAAAAUGUUUAAGUGGGUAUGUAAAAAUGUUAUGGAAAUACCUUAUACAGUAUUCAUGAAAACUAUGUUAUGACAUCUCGUUUUGUACGUUAUGUUUAUUCGAAAAAUACUGAAACACAUUAUCUCUAUUAUCACCAAACCUAAAGUAUUAAUCAUCCAAUUUACAAUCAACAUAGUAAAGUUUAUAAAAUAUUUAAAGUUUUUGUAAUCUUUAACUAUUACAUUAAGGUUACAAUCCACCAUUUCGACUUACCGAGACAUUUGCAAAUGAUCGGCGGUUGGUCAAACAGGGCUUUGAUAAUUUACUACAGAAUUUAUGCCGAUUUCGCUUUUAAAACGUUCGGGGACAGAGUGAGUAUAUUAUAAAAAAAUAACCGUUCUCGUUUUGGAUUUAUUAUUGUUUUUAAAUUUAUAAUUUUCAGGUUAAAUUGUGGACGACGAUUAAUGAGCCUACAGUGACAACCGAAGGGUACAGAUCGUUGAACGCCGCUCCAGCAUUUGGAAAUGAUAUGAGCGGAGUAGCCGAUUAUUUAGCUACGCAUAAUAUAAUUAUCGCACACGCCACAGUGUAUCGUCACUAUCAGAGAAAUUACAAAGACACUCAAAAAGGUAAAGCUUAAUAUGUGUACCGGUAAAAUAUAAAUACACCUGUAGUGAAAUUUGUUUAAUCAUUCAUAUAAUUUUUUUUGUUUUGGUUUAUUGUCUAGGAAAAAUUAGUGUCAAUGUAGCGGGAGAUUGGUACUUCCCGUUGAACGAAACCAAACAGGAAGACAAAAAUGCCGUUGCAGUAGCAUUAGCGUUCCAGGUAGUUUUUCUUUUACUACAGAAUUUCAUCACCUUUGCAUAAUUAUACUAGUUGAUUUCACAGAGUCUUUCCCGUAGACAUAACCCCGUAUAGCAGUAUUCCACACCAACCUCUGUCGCCGUCCUUUAUUCUUUAUUUACUUUAGUCUUUUUUAUAGGUGGGUCUUGACAAUUUAUUUCCAGUGACAAUGUAUGAGAAUUAUACAUUCAUAUCCGAUUAAAAGUUUCUUGAUUAUAGCCGUUUUCAUUUCUAGAAAAAAGGGUGAAAACGAUUAAUAUUCAAUAGAUGGGAAAUAUUACCGCGCAGAUUGUGAUUAUAAUCGCAUAACGUGUUGUUUUAUUGAAUUUUUAAUUGUUUUCACACAUAUUAUAAAGAAAUUAAAACGGCUCUAACUGAAAUAAGAAUACCUAAUUGUACUUUACGAUCAUUUGUAGUUAGUUUUUUUUUCUUUAUACAAUAUACUGUUUUGAUAUGUUAAUUUUGUUUUAAUAGGUUGGAGUUAUUCUUCAUCCGUUGACAUAUGGUGAUUACCCGGAAAAACUCAAAGAAAGAGUUCACCAAAACAGCGAUCGUCUAAAUAUCUCGAAUAUUCGUCUUCCGGAAUUUACACCCGAAGAAAAACAACUCAUUACAAGUACAUAAUAUACUUUAUGAUUAGGCAGUAUUAAGUUAGAUUAAUAUUGAUAUGCAUAAUAUGCUUGAUAAUACGGUAUAUUUAUAAAUUGUAUUCGAAAAAACCUUUAAAAGAUAAAAAGAAAAAUUUGAGUAAACCGGAGGUACCGGAGUUGUCGUAGAACAAUUGCAGAAGCAUGUAGGAAGUUUAGAACGUAGGAUACAUAAAGUAAUUUUAUUUAUGUCGAUAUGUAACGAUGAGCCGUUGCCAAUGAAAAACGAUUCCGUACGAAUUACGGUUAUACUACACAUAUUUUUCCAAUGUGCUGGUGUGCGUUAUUUUAUAAUUUUAAAAUUUGAAAGGUCAUGGUUUUUAUAAACUAGAACAGUAAAUAGNAGAAGUUCAGAAAGUAGGUUACAUAGAGUUAUUAUAUUUAUGUUUAUAUUUGACGAUAAACCGUUCCUAAUGAAAUACGAUUCUGAACGAAUUACGGUUUUACUUGUUUUAAUCCGUACAUUUUAGAAUUUCUGUUUUAAUUUGAUUUCAAAAGACUUAAGGAAAAAAUAAUGAAAGCAAAGCUCACUUGUUGUAGUCUUUUGAUUGGAACACAUAUCUUAGUAAAACCAAUACAUUACAUCCUCUGCCGUCAAGAUACUUACUGUAACAUUAUAAAACGUGUUUAGCUCAAUUUUUCAAAAACUACUUUUGAUUAGGUAUCUAGUCACCUAUUCUAUAUUAGGUGAUUUUGCUCAUUGGAACAUGAUAGGGCCUUGUAGGGCCGCAUAUUUUUCCAAUGUGCUGGUGUACUUUAUUUUAUAAUUUUCAAUUUGGAAACGUUAUGGUUUUCAUAAACUAGAACAAUACAAAGCUCCAAAGGCUUCGGGCUUCGUAAAGCAAUCGGUUGAUAUGGGCCGGGAUAAGCUUAAAAACUUUGGCCCAUGUGGAGCUCUAUACUCUGUCCAACUUAAGAGUAUUCCAGUUUACGUAUAAUUUGGUAAUUUGCUACUGCGGUCGUGUAUUCAUCGAGUUUUGAUAUCUAUUAUACCUAUUGCCAAAUAAAGAGUAAUAAACACGCAUACCAAUACUGUUUCAGUGAAAUUAAAAGGGAAGAUAGAAAAUCACAAUACUUAAAACGUAAAUUUUAGCGAUUAUUUAAAUUGAAAGAGAACGUUUGUGCGAGAAAAUACGUGUACGCGGUAGGGCCGUUAAAAGAAAAUGUUAUCGAUAUUUUGUUCUCUAUGGAUGUCGUAUAUCAUGUGUAUUGACCGUGGGGAGAUAAUUGUCGGGUGAGUGGGUGAAACAGUACCGGUAACCGGGAGUCGGAACACAUGCGCUAAAAUGAAAAUGUUUUCGUCCGCCGCCGGCUAUAGUCUUAGGUUUGACAGUGUAUAGUAUAUUAAGAGAUAUUUAUAUUACUCCUUUUUUAAUUUUGUAUUUUUCACGUACAGAUUCCUACGAUUUCAUUUCAUUAAAUCAUUAUAUGUCAUUUGAGGUGACUGAUUUGCCUGAAAACGAAAGGGAAGGAAAAAGCGUCAGUGAUCUUGACGCAAACAUACAGAAAAAUAUUAUAAAGAGCGAUGACGAAUUAAAAAAUAGAUCAUGGAUCAAGGUAAAAAUAGACUAAUAAUUACGGUAUAUAAAUGGAUAUUAUUAAUAUGGAUAGAUGAUAAGAUGAUAGAUAGAUAGUGUUUUACGAUACUACUUAUAAUUGAUAAAUCUUUGUGGUUAAGUUAGUACGCGACUCAUGUUGGUUGUCAGUAAUAAUAUUUUAUAACAAUAUUUUUAUCAUAAUUUGCAAGUUUUAUGCGUUUUAUAAGCCUGUAGGCAAAUUAUUUUACUAUUGUGUACUUUGAGUUGCAUCGGCUAAUUCGUCGAGAACAUGAAAUAUGACGGAUAUAUCUUUAACAUAAUACAUUUUAAGUUUUUGAAAUAAUGUCCGGAAGAGUUUUAUUUAUUUUUCAAUUUCAUUUAAAAUGUCUUCUUUGUUUUAAUAACGUUUUAUUACAUUUUCAGAGUGUACCGGAAGGAAUGAGUUCGAUUUUAAAAUGGAUCCAUGAAACAUACAAUCACCCGGAAAUUAUGAUUACCGAAAAUGGAUAUCCAGAACCGGGUGAUAUCGAUUUUUCCUUGAGGAAAUUAGACUACCAUUAUGUUCGUAAAAAAUUACAUUUUAAUAUGCUCGUUUUUAUAAUAUAAAAUGUAUAAAUGAAUAUAAUCGAUUACUUUGUAGGGCCAUCUCAAUCAUACACUCAUAGCAAUAAAUCAGUACAAUGUUAACGUCAUAGGAUAUUGCUCUUGGUCUUUGAUGGAUUCGCUGGAAUGGUUAAACGGUUACAGGUACCUAUGUGCUUACAAAUUUCUAUAUAAAUACUGCAGUAGGUUUUCGUCGGGGUCAUGGGAAUUUAUGUUUGUAUUUUUCAUUGUUCCAAUUAAACAUUGUUAAUUUGCAUUAAUUCAAUAAGUACCACAUACGUAUCAUCGUAAAUUAUAGUGGAUUAAUGCUGUGCGUUUAAUUUUAUUGAUUAAUUUCCGAUUUUGUGUUAAGCGAAAAAUGUAUUGGUUUUUAAAGAAUAUUAUUUUUAUUAUGUGAACACUUUCUAACCGAAAACCCACUCCGAUAUAUAAAAUAGACCCUAUUCUGAAAUUUCUGAAUUAGCUUGGGUGUUUUUUAUAGAGGUUAUUUUUCGAUUUUCACAGGAGUUUUACCAGAAAAUGUGAAAAAACUGGGAAUACCUUAAUAAUCGGCAAAAUCGGUACAAUAUUAAAUAAAUAGCAUAGAAAAAAAUAUGUAAUGCCUUUAAUAAUUUUACCAUAAUAUGACAAAUAUAUUUGGCAAUGCAUCACUAGUAACUGAACUCCCCUCCGAAUUGUUUUCUCGUAAGCAAUGGUUUAUCGUUAUUCACAGAUAUACAUUAAAUUUCCUUCAGUAUCCUACCUUCCUAAAUUCUCAUCAUUAACAGUAGCUGGACCAACCGUGCGAAGUAAUUCCAGCAUUUUAAUAAUUAAUUGUUUUUAUUUUUUUUAGUUUAAGAUAUGGAAUUUACCAUGUGGAUUUUAACGACGACAAUAGGCCGCGGACACAGAAGAAAUCGACUUUGUGGUUCAGAGAGGUGUACACAAAUCGCACACUGGUUCCACCUUUUCUAUCGAAUAGCAGCGGUGAAAAGUGUUAAUUUUAAUAAGUACUCAC